Gilbertella persicaria is the source of this 2456-nucleotide messenger RNA. Its product is annotated as fungal-specific transcription factor domain-containing protein. Lineage: Eukaryota; Fungi; Mucoromycota; Mucoromycetes; Mucorales; Choanephoraceae. The coding region runs from base 98 to 2278 and encodes 726 amino acids. The transcript has 8 exons. The record is from RefSeq and is a predicted model, not a curated record. Gene Ontology annotation, biological process: regulation of DNA-templated transcription; DNA-templated transcription. Gene Ontology annotation, molecular function: DNA binding; zinc ion binding; DNA-binding transcription factor activity, RNA polymerase II-specific.
UUUUUUUUUCUUUCUUCCCUUCACUCCCCUCCUCCUCCUCUGUUUUUUUGCAGAAAUACACGGCUUAUUAUUGUACUGAAAAUAGAAAAAGAAAAGCAUGGAUACCAGACAAGGCAUAAAGGAUGAGGUAAAAUACAACGAUAUUGAGCAAAACACACAGCUUGCUGCAGGCACAAAACGAUCCAGAGUAACUAAAGCUUGUGAUGUUUGCAGAAGAAAGAAAAUUAGAUGCCAAUUCGAGGACUCAAACAAAUGUACAACAUGUAUGCAGUAUGACUGGGAUUGCACCUUUAAUGAUACUACAAAGAAAAGAGGUCCACCAAAGGGUUACAUUGAAAGUCUUGAAAAUCGACUUCGUAAGAUGGAAACGCUUUUGGAGAAAAUCAAUUCAAAUGGUGAUUCCAACAGCAAUCAAGAUACACAUUCUUCUGAAGAAACACACAAGGAAGCAACAGUAGCAUUACCCAAUUCUGUUGAACACAGUAAAGUCGUUCGAUAUCUUGGUAGUUCUUCGGGCUACUAUUUAAUGAAGAAUAUUUUGACAACAGAAAAUGAAGAAAUAGUAGAAAUUAAGCAAGAUUCUAGACGACCUUCUUUGCGUGAUGAAUUCGCAGGCACUACACGGCUUCGAAAUAUCAAUGUCAACGAUGAUGACAUUAUGGUAGUGCGUGAUAAAACGCUGGCUGAACAUGUAGACCAGCUCAAGACUGAAAGACUAGACUUCAAAGACGAUAUUGGGCCUAAAUCACUGAUUGAUAAGUUAGUUGCUCGAUUCUUUCAAAUUGGACAUACAAGUAUUCCAGUAGUAGAAAAAGAGCCUUUUUUGGAUGCUUAUGAAGGAAGAACUCAACCUCCUCCUCCUCCCCUUUUAACCUAUGCUAUUUGCAUAUAUGCUUGUGUUAUAACACCCAAAAAUGACUCAUUGUUUGAAGAAGCCGAUGUAAAUCGCCAAGAAUUCGUCGACACACUUCUUGAGCAUGCCUCUAAUUUAAUUCGAAAAGAAUACCUGAGCCCACGAUUCACAAUAAUACAAGCACUAGUACUUCUUGCUGAAAAUCCUUCAUGUGACAAUGCACUUUAUAGAAACUGGCUUCGCGUAGGCAUGGCUGUCAGAAUGGCACAAGACCUUGGUCUUCACCGAACAUUGGAUAAGUUACCAUUAACAGAAGAAAUGUUUGAAGCUAAUAAGCGCUUAUGGUAUUGUGUAUAUAUUACUGAUCGAUGGUGUUGCGCUGUGAUGGGCAGACCACUUGCCAUUGCUGACGCUGAUUGCGAUAUUGAUUUACCACAUCCAAAAGGAGGUACCCAAGGAAACAAGGACUAUUCCUUGUUUGUCAACUUUGCUAAACUAUCUGGCAUUUUGGGCGAAGUCUUGCGCCGUAUAUUUUCACCUAGAGCAAAAGCACAAGGCUAUAAGACAAUUACUGCAUAUCAUACAGUCCAAAGUAUCCACCGUAUGUUGAAUGACUGGCUACAACAACUCCCAGACCAUCAGCGCAUUACACCAGAAGAAGCAAUAUCGUUUUGCAAGAAUCAAAUCAUGUCAAACAAAAUAAGAGAGGCUGGUCCUUUGAUGGUUUGCUAUCACAAUGUAAAUAUACUACUCUACCGUACUUUUUUGGUAUCGGAUCGAUCUGAAGUCUGGCCUGAUUUAUAUGAAGAAGCAGUUUAUCGUUGUACAGAAGCAGCCAAGAAUACAAUUGAUAUUGCACGUCUGCUUUCUCCUUUGGACAUCGUUCAUUUUGGUUGGAAUUAUGCUGGUUAUUCUGUAUUUCAAGCAUGUCUAAUUCAUGUAUAUAAUUGCACCAGUAGUAUAACUGAAAUAGCCAAUGCAGCAAGACAAUAUGUGCAAAUAUCAAUUCACGAAUGUAUUCAUCCUAUGAAUCAACAAAUUGAUAUUCCUAAUCAUGCCCUUUCCCUGAUAAAGACACUACUUGAUCUUAUUGGGGUUGAAAAGAAAGAAAACAGCAGUGAAGGAUCAAGCACAAACAACAAUGAUGCAGAGGAAACACCAAACACAAAUCAAACAAAUCUCAACACCACCUUUAUAGAACAACCCCACCCAUCACCUAUGAGUGUUCAUGCAAUUAUUUCUGAUUGGAACCAAGCGCCUUCCGACAACAACACGCUCUCACCCCCAUCACAAUCAAAUACCACUGCUCCCAAUAUCGCAUCCACAGCUGUUUGGCAGUCAUUAUUUACUACAGCAGCCACACCGUUUUUUGACAGUGGAGUAGACUGGCAGAGUAAGUCAUACGAUGAUAAACAAAAACUCUAAUUUCUAUAGUGACACUUUCGUCUUUAUUUGACGAUAAUCAAACCAAGCAAAACAAUUUUUUUAUGCCAUCGCAAUAAGGGCUUCCAUGGUAAUACAAAACUAUAGUUAGAGACAAGUCCGCCAUUUCUAUGUGGCUUUAAUGUAAAUAAUAAUAAAACUCGGCUUUUCUUCUUCUUUA